Messenger RNA from Daphnia carinata, 1070 nucleotides. RefSeq names its product iron-sulfur cluster co-chaperone protein HscB-like (gene Hsc20). Lineage: Eukaryota; Metazoa; Arthropoda; Branchiopoda; Diplostraca; Daphniidae. Gene Ontology annotation, cellular component: mitochondrion. Gene Ontology annotation, molecular function: protein-folding chaperone binding; ATPase activator activity. Bases 72 to 872 code for a protein of 266 amino acids. Gene Ontology annotation, biological process: [2Fe-2S] cluster assembly; protein complex oligomerization. The transcript has 4 exons. The record is from RefSeq and is a predicted model, not a curated record.
CACUUACUUUCGGAAGUUCAACACCUGUAGUCUACUGUGUCAGAUGAACAAUAGUUAUAUAAGAUUAUUGAAUGGCGGCAAACAUAUUUACUCGAAUUUGCAGUCGAGGAUUUUUGAGGAGUUACGUAUCAAAAUCGCAGCUUCAUUUUGACCCAUUGAAUCCUAUGCAGUCACGUGUUGUUUCUAACAGUGGACUGGCAAACAACACAAUUUUUGAAUAUCUUUUUAAAAGUUUUGGUACCACAGCCCAAAAGUAUGACUCAGACUCAGUAUCAUGCUGGAAAUGUGGAGUGACUGUUGACCUGAAAAAAGUUUUAUUUUGCAACCACUGUGAGGUUGUUCAGAAACCCAAAUAUGAGGUAGAUUUCUUUGAAAUUUUUUGCCUGAAACGAACUUUCGAAGUAGACACUAGGGAGCUGACAAAGAAAUUUAGACUUUUACAAAUGCAGCUUCAUCCUGAUAGAUUUUCUCAAAAAUCUGAGGAUGAAAGACAAAUAUCUGCUGGUUAUUCCUCCUUGUUGAAUCAAGCGUAUAAGACACUAAGCUCACCAUUGGAGAGGGGGCUCUAUCUUCUACAAAUACAAGGACAUGCACUAUCUGACGAAGGAGAGAUAAUAAUGGAUCCUGAAUUUUUGAGUGAAAUAAUGGAAAUUAAUGAAGAAAUUUAUGAAGUUGAAGAUCAUGAAUCACUUCAGCGAAUACAGACAGCUAAUGACAUUGAACUGGAAAACCUGUUUAGGAAAGCUGCUGAUUACUUCAGAAAUAAUGAUUGGGAAUCUGCAAGAGAAUGCAUGGCAAAACUGAAAUAUUACUCUAAAAUUCAAAGAAGAAUAAAGGAAAUUGAACAUGAAUUGGUAGAGAAAGAAAACUAGCUGUUUACCAAAAUAACCUGUACCGAUUCCUUGUUUUAUUGUCAGUUUCUUGAGGUACCUGGGUUACUACAUUAAUAUUUCAGUAUUUUGAAGCUACCUUGAAGAUAGAGGAAGGUUCUAUUGUUUUCUUAAAAGCUAAAUAAAUUAAUAGGCGUAGUUAUCUGUGAUAAAUGUAAUCUGUGUGGUUGAGAACUAAUA